AGUACAGAGCAGUACUCCACCCUCUACCACACCACUGUCUGUGAUUGAAGAUAGUUCAGUCUGAGACACUCAAUGCUUUAUCUGACUCUACCCUGCAGUUCUUGUACAGUUCUCAUAAAACUGUGCCUGUCAGCAUACAUUCCUAAACACCAACCACCGACAAUCCGCGUAGUCCCGAGCUGACCAAUCAAUGUCCGGAAAAUCCGUCAGUGUCACUGGACGACGUCACAUGUUCUGCUGCGAGUUACCAACCCAAGAACGGAAAGUCGGCGAUUCAACUCUUUGCUCUUUCUCCCUCUCUUUUCCUUCUGCCUACCCUUUGUCUUCCUCGGGCAUCUUCCUCUCAUCUCUCCGCCCUGCUAUUUUAACAGAGGUAGACAAUCCCUCCCGGAGAGACUGAGCGUCCAUCCCUCCAUAAUGCAGUGGCCCUCCCUGCCGUUUUAUCCGUACCCGUCUUCCAAGGAUGGGUACUGGGGCCCUGUUACAUCGACGCUGAACUGGUGCGAAGAGGACUACUAUGCGACCAUCUACGCCGCUGAGAUCAUCAAUACCCUGACCAACUUGUUGUUUAUGUGGCUCGGGGUCAAGGGAAUUUUGAGCUGUCGCAGGCAUAAGCAUGACCAAAUUUUCCUCAUCGCCUACUGCGGUUAUCUUGUCGUUGGCACCGGGAGCUUCCUGUUCCAUUCGACCCUCAAAUGCAAGUGUCCCGGAUCCUUCGGAGCGUGUGCUACUGAUCCCAUGCAGCUUGUCGAUGAGCUCUCCAUGAUCUACACCACAUGUUUGAUGGCCUAUGCGUCCUUUUCCUACUCGAGGCCAACAGGCGUCCGUUUUGCUCUGGCGAUUUCCCUGACCUCGCUCGCCGUUUUCAUCACCCUCUACUACCAUUACCUACAAGACCCCGUGUUCCACCAAAAUGCGUACGCGGUUUUGACAGCGGUUGUGGUUAUUCGGAGUAUGUAUACCAUGGAGAAGACCCUUCGUCCGAAAUGGCGGGGUACGCGCGAGGAGGAUCGCCUUGCACGCGAAAAGCAGGGCUUGCCGGUUCCGACCAGGGAGCACCAACACUACGAGAACGUCCGUGAUAUGAAGACUCUCAAGACCAUGUGGUAUAUGGUUGGCUACGGAUUGAGCAUGUUCCUUGGUGGAUUUGCUAUCUGGAAUCUGGACAACAUCUUCUGCAGUCAGAUUAGGCAAUUGCGGAAGACCGUGGGGCUUCCUUGGGGUAUUUUCCUCGAGGGUCACGGCUGGUGGCACAUCAUGACCGGUCUUGGCGCGUACUUGUAUAUCAUUUGGGGAAUUUGGUUGCGUCAUUGCUUAAACUGUCGUCAGGAGGAAUAUUACUUAUGGUGGCCUCAUACUUGGAACAUUCCCGAAGUGAUCCGUAUCAACAACAGCAAGCACGAAAACGGAUCGGUGAAGAAGUCGAACUGA
Messenger RNA from Aspergillus ruber CBS 135680, 1431 nucleotides. Its product is annotated as ceramidase. Gene Ontology annotation, biological process: ceramide biosynthetic process; ceramide catabolic process. The record is from RefSeq and is a predicted model, not a curated record. Gene Ontology annotation, cellular component: endoplasmic reticulum membrane. NCBI's taxonomy places the organism in Eukaryota, Fungi, Ascomycota, Eurotiomycetes, Eurotiales, Aspergillaceae. Bases 418 to 1431 code for a protein of 337 amino acids. The transcript is spliced from 4 exons.